Andrographis paniculata is the source of this 3743-nucleotide messenger RNA. RefSeq names its product polyadenylation and cleavage factor homolog 4. Gene Ontology annotation, biological process: termination of RNA polymerase II transcription. Lineage: Eukaryota; Viridiplantae; Streptophyta; Magnoliopsida; Lamiales; Acanthaceae. Gene Ontology annotation, molecular function: RNA polymerase II complex binding; mRNA binding. The coding region runs from base 417 to 3185 and encodes 922 amino acids. Gene Ontology annotation, cellular component: mRNA cleavage factor complex; cytoplasm. The record is from RefSeq and is a predicted model, not a curated record. The transcript is spliced from 8 exons.
UAAAAAAAAAAAAGAAAAAAAAGGAUAUUAUUCAAGAUCGUCUCCUUUCCCCAAACCCCCGUCCACAAUCCUCUCUGCCGCGCCGGUGGAUUUACGGCAGAUCCCUAUCUCCGUGCGACCUCCGCCGCUAUGCUGUGGCUGAUGCCGUAAGCCCACACUUUCACCGCCUUCUCAAUAUACGCGUCUAUGGUUUCCAUUUCCGCCAUUUAACUUCCCGAUUCCGCCGACGCGGACGGACUCGCCAAGAGGAACGCCUCCUGCAAAUUCUGUUAGCAUACGUGCUUGCUUGACUCGAGAUUGGGAAUCACAUCGAUUACGGUUUUUAUAUGUACGGUUAUUGUAUGCAGUCGUGCUCCGGUUCAAAACCCUAGUUUUGAUCUAAGUAGUGAAUUUCAUCGGCCCUUUGUUCUCGGUGAAUGGACCGUACCUCGAGAUUUCAGAACCCUAUGUCUCUGAGCAGCGGGGGUUUUAACAAACCCCCGUCGAUUCAAAACGAAGGUGUUGGGAUGAAGCCCCUGCCGCCGAUGAUUCUCGAUCGAUUCAGGGCUAUGGUGAAGGAGAGAGAGGACGAGCUUAAGGUUUUUGGUGGUGGGGCACUAUUGCCCUUGAGCACAGAUGAAAUUGUGCGGAUUUACGAGAUUGUUUUGUCUGAGCUCACAAUGAAUUCGAAGCCAAUCAUCACAGAUCUCACUAUAAUUGCGGGAGAGCAGAGGGCUCACGUUGAAGGAAUUGCGGACGCCAUUUGUGCUCGGAUUAUUGAGGUUCCUGCUGAUCAGAAACUUCCUUCUCUGUACCUUUUAGACAGCAUUGUCAAGAAUAUAGGCAAGGAAUACAUUAAACACUUUGCUGCUCGCUUGCCUGUGGUUUUCUGUGAAGCCUAUGCACAAGUCCACCCUAGCAUGCAUCCAGCAAUGCGUCAUCUUUUUGGUACAUGGGCUACAGUCUUUCCAUUGAUAGUACUCCAAACUAUAGAGGCACAAUUGCAGUUUUCUCCUUCCAUGAAUCGACAACCCACUGGCUCAAGUUCAACAAGAGCUUCUGAGUCUCCUAGGCCAACACGUGGUAUACACAUAAAUCCUAAAUAUUUGGAAGUUCAGCCUCAUUUUGGACAUUCGACCAUUGAUCCUAUAGGAACUGAAGAACUAAACACAAUUGGCCGUUCAGAACUUGGAACUUCUGGUCUUGAGGCCGUAAAGAAGUCGCUUCCAUCAACUUCCAGGAUUAUGCGGCCUUCCUCUCCUUAUAAAAUUGGGCAUGUUGGAUCAUUUUCCCCAUUGAUUGAUGAAUUUGGUAAGGAUGGUUCUCCUAAUAGAAUUGCUUUCAGGACCUCACCAUCUCGUCCUGGGAUCAAUCCUGGGCUAAGCAGAGUGAUGGGGAAAGAUGAGGAUACACAUGAAUGGCGGAAUAGAAAUUGGCAGGGGAUUUCCAGUCAAUAUCCUAAAACAUCUGCUUCUCAUAAGUACGGCAAUGGGGCUGAUCUUAGUGGGCCUAGAGCUUUGAUUAGUGCCUAUGGAAUGGAUGAAAGAGAAAAAAAUUUGAAACGGAAACAUCCGGUGGACUCAAAUGGUGCUGACCAAAAGGCAGCUAUUAAGACAUGGCAAAACACAGAAGAGGAAGAAUUUGACUGGGAAGAUAUGAACCCAACUCAUCCACCUCCUAGUAAAUUGAUGUCAAAACAUGGCCUUACAACUAACCAUGCUGGUCCUCCAUUACCUGAUUACCGAGGCAACCUGUCCAAGUCAGGUCGUGAAUCAAUUAACAACUCUGGGGGAGUCCUGCCAAAUGCUGCUGGCUCAAGUGAUGUGCCGAGUCAGAUUCCUCCUAACAUGGCCCGAGAACCCUUGUCUUUCCCACAUCAUCAACCUCAGAGAAAUGUGAAUGUUGAAGCUGAUAGAAAGUUUGGCAGGCCUACUGAUAUUGUGCAAACAUUAGGUUCUCCAUACGACCUUCCGGCUCCUGAUAUUCGAUCAGCUGAUGAUGCAUCUGCACCAAUGGCUUGGGGUCCUACUAAGCUUGAGAGCUCACAUGCUCUGCCUUCACUUUCUUCUCUUCCUCAACAAAUCCAUACCAGAGGUCAAUUUGGUAUGAACAGUGCUGGCAAUAUGGGUGUUGACCAGAGUUUGAACAAGACUGUUCAUAAUGAGCAUCAUUUCAGCAUCACUGGGAGCAUGUCUCAGCUUAACCUACCUCAAAUUCAUGGUCAGCGCCCACCCAUAAAUUUGCAAAAUGCUUCCCUGCCAAAUUCAUUUAUGGUCCAAGGGUCUAGACAAAACUUUCCUUUGCCAUCUUCAGUACCCCCUCCAUCCAAUCCGAUGAUACGACCUCUCAAUUAUGGAUACAUGGGACCAAUGCAGGGUCCUCCAAUUUGCACUGCUUCAUCUAUUCUAAUUCCUGGUGGACAGCCAUCAAUGCCAAUCCAUAAUGCUCCUAACAUGCCAUUUAAUGUCCAUGGGGGAGCUGUACCCUCUCUACCAGGAGUUCCUCUUCCUGGUCCAUCUCAGCCACUACCUAUAGGUCAAAUUGCUCCCAACCCUCCAGCUGGGAGUGCAUUCACAGGUUUAAUUAGUUCUUUAAUGGCCCAAGGUUUAAUAUCAGCCACAAAGCAGGAUUCUGUUGGACUGGAAUUCGAUCAAGACAUGCUCAAGGUGCGACACGAAUCUGCGAUAACUGCUUUAUAUGCAGAUCUUCCUAGACAAUGCAAAAGUUGUGGUCGUCGAUUCAAAGACCAAGAGGAACACAGUAAGCAUAUGGAUUGGCAUGUCAGCAAGGACCGGACAUUGAAAAACCGUAAGACAAAGCCUCCGCCAAAGUAUUUUGUGAGUGUUAGUAUGUUGCUCAGAGGCACGGAGGCCGUGGGACCUGAGGCAGUUCCUGGAUUUUUACCUGCUGAGAGCACUGUGGAAAAGAAGGAUGAUGAAGAAUUGGCUGUUCCUGCCGAUGAAGACCAGAACACAUGCGCAUUGUGUGGAGAACCCUUUGAAGAUUUUUACAGUGAUGAAAUGGAAGAAUGGAUGUACAAGGGCGCUGUUUAUAUGUAUGCUGCAGCUGGUUCAACAGCCGGAAUGGACAGAUCACAGUUAGGACCAAUAGUUCAUGCUAAAUGUAGAUCGGACUCUCAUGAAGAUUUUGGAAAGGAUAAGGGGGAACCAACAGAAGAAGAUAGGCGAAAAAGAUUGCAAAGUUAGGAUUCUCGAUUUUGAUAUCUAGGUCGCCCUGUAGCUUUAACCUCGAGUUUUCUUAAGUUGAUUCCUUUUCUUUACAAAAUAGAUUCAUGUAAAUGUGUAGCGAAGAUGUAUGAUUAUUCCCAUUGUUCUGAAAGAGAGAGAGAGGGGUUAAACAGAAAAAAAGGAAAAAUCUUUGGCAACCUUUUAUUCUUAACACCAUUCAUUUGGUUAACUCUCGAAUGAUGGUUGCCGGAUUUGGAAAUUAGUUUCCUAUUUUUGAAUUUUCUCUUAACCGUUGAUUUUCCGGCUCUGACUGAGUUUGCAGUGUGGCUCCUGUUUUGCAGGAAGGUGUGGUUUUUUAGCUUUUUGUGUUGUGGUAAAGCAAUCUUUCUAUCUAUCUGGUUUGGUGUUGGGAGUUUGCAGUGAUGAUAUUGAAUGGAGCAAAUCCUGCUGGUUUGUUUUCGACUUUGUUUGCUUAUUUACUUAAAGCCAUUGUUGAAGUUGUAAUUUGACAUAAGUCUGUUUCUGCAUCUUUUCUUGUUCUGCAAACGAAAAUGAAGUGAUGAUAGAUUGGUUGGA